GGCUUCAUCAGAUCUUUUUUCUCGGUUCUUCAGUUUCUCUCUCUCUGGCCCGCUUUCUGCUGAAGAUCGGCCGGAACCUGGCGCAUUUUCCGGCGAGAUCCUGUCCUUGCCUACCGAUCAUUCCGGAGAGUGCCGGCAGGCUUCUCUCUGCUCCUGGUGGUGUUUAGUGCUCCGGUACCGUCCAAUCUUUUUCGACAGGAUUGUGUAUGUGGGAGUAAGGAUUUGAGGACCUUCGAAGGAUGACAUCAAGGGUUCAGGAUUCUAGGGCUUUCCUCUGGGCUCUCGUUUGGCGAUAAUGGUGCUGAGUUGGUAGAUCUUGCAGUUUGCGGGUGAUUUUUUCCGUUCUGGCCGAGGCGGGAAACCCUAGCCCGUUGAAAUCGGCGAGAUCUUCGCGGCUUUGCUGUCUUCGGUGAGAGACUGGUGGCCGCGCUUUCGUCUCUGCAGAUUCUCCUGGUUUCCAUGUACAUUUUGUGAAGGAGUCUAUCUAUUUCGUGAGGCACGCAGAGAUUGUUGGUUAUUUGGCGGCGGAUCGCCGUAUUUGGCAAUGGAGAUGAAGCACUCACCUUCAUCUCAGCCACUCAUUUCCUUCACCCUUCUCUGCCUCUUGCUGAUUUCACUGGUGAUACGUUCUUCCUCUUCCUUUGUCCCGAUAGACAACAUCCUUCUGAACUGCGGUGCGUCUUCUGAUGACAACGAUGGGGACAACCGCCGGUGGACCGGCGACGCGAAUUCUCUUUUUGCGCCUGCAAAUUCUGCCAAUACUUUCGCUGCUCAGGCUGCGAGUAUGGACCCUUCCCUACCUUCCGAUAUCCCCUUCAAAACUGCUCGGAUCUUCACUUCUGUUGCCUCCUAUAACUUCUCUCUCUCUAACGGACGUCAUUUUGUGCGCCUUUAUUUCUACCCUUCUUCCUACAACAACCGAGAUGCUCAAACCGCCGUCUUCUCGGUUCAGUCCGGACCUUUUACUCUGCUGAGUAAUUUCAGCGCUUCUAUAACUGCUUUGGCCCUCUCUCAGGCGUACAUUAUCCGUGAAUUCUUCAUCACCGUGUCUGCUGGCUCUCUUACACUCACCUUUACCCCCUCCCCGAACGUCCCAAAUUCCAUUGCCUUUGUUAAUGGCAUUGAGAUUGUCUCCUCACCAGAACUUUUUGGUUCCGAUCCGGACAAUUCUUCAACCCUUGUUGGUUCGGGUACCCAAUACCCUAUAUCUGUUUUCUCUGCUCUUCAAACUGUUAAUCGGUUAAACGUCGGUGGGCAGUACAUAUCUCCUAUUGCAGACUCGAACCUCUCUCGUGUCUGGUACGAUGAUUCUCCUUAUAUCUUUGGCGCUGGAUUUGGAGUUUCAUAUUCCAAAGAUCCCAAUAUAACUAUUCGCUAUCCACCGGCGGUCCCUGACUACAUCGCUCCAGCUGAUGUGUAUUCGACUGCUCGUUCAAUGGGACCUAAUUCAAGUGUAAACAUGAAUUACAACCUCACGUGGUUCAUCAGAGUGGACAACGGAUUUUUUUACAUGCUGAGGCUCCAUUUCUGCGAGAUUCAGUCGGAGUUCUACAAAAUCAACCAGAGAGUGUUUAACGUGUUUGUUAAUAAUCAGACAGCAGGUUCCCAAUUGGAUGUAAUUGCCUAUGCAACGAACGAGGUUCCGAGUAACUAUGGUGGUGUGCCUGUUUAUAGAGACUAUGCGAUCUUUGUAUCUGGUGAUGUUGGUGGACAGAGCAAUCUAUGGAUAGCACUGCAUCCUUCUGACGGUUCUGCGCAGUAUGAAGAUUCAAUUCUUAAUGGGCUUGAGGUCUUCAAGGUCAAUGAUUCCUCUGGUAACCUCGCCGGUCCAAAUCCCGCCUUGCCGCCAGCCCAACCGCCGUCUUCAUCAGUAAACGAUACUCCCCAAACCAAAAAUGGAGCUGCAAAAGGCCCGGUUGUCGGCGGUGUUGUCGGCGGUAUAGCAGUCAUCGCUGUUGGAGCUUGCAUCUGCUUUUUCUUAUUUAGGCGGCGGAAGCAGGCGAAGGCGGGCAAAGGAAGCGACAGUGGUCCAUCUGGGUGGCGGCCUUUGUCACUCUACUCCCAUACUGGAAAUGGCAAGUCGACCACAAUGUCCAGUACAUCGACGAGCUCCGGGAAGACCGGCGCUACCGGCAGCUACACAUCCUCUCUUCCUUCCAACCUGUGUCGCCAUUUCACAAUCUCCGAGAUCAUCGCAGCCACCAACAACUUUGAUGAAUCCCUCCUCCUUGGUGUUGGUGGUUUCGGGAAGGUUUACAAGGGUGAUGUUGAUAAUGGCACGAAAGUGGCCAUCAAAAGAGGGAACCCACUUUCCGAACAAGGAGUUCACGAGUUUCAGACUGAGAUUGAGAUGCUCUCUAAACUCCGCCACCGCCACCUGGUCUCUCUGAUUGGCUACUGCGAGGAUAACUGCGAGAUGAUUUUGGUUUAUGACUACAUGGCUCAUGGAACCCUGCGUGAACACCUCUACAAGACAAACAAGCCACCGCUGUCCUGGAGACAGAGAAUGGAGAUCUGCAUUGGUGCAGCCCGCGGAUUGCACUAUCUCCACACCGGUGCCAAACACACCAUCAUACACAGAGAUGUCAAGACCACAAACAUACUCCUCGAUGAGAAAUGGGUUGCCAAGGUUUCCGACUUUGGGCUGUCAAAAACCGGUCCCGCCAUGGAUCACACCCAUGUGAGCACAGUCGUCAAGGGCAGCUUCGGCUAUCUUGACCCAGAGUACUACCGCAGGCAGCAGCUCACGGAUAAAUCCGAUGUCUAUUCCUUCGGAGUCGUCUUGUUUGAGGUGCUCUGCGCACGCCCUGCCCUUAACCCUGCACUGCCCAAGGAGCAGGUCAGCCUGGCCGAAUGGGCACUGCAUUGUCAAAAGAAGGGGAUUCUGGAGCAGAUCAUUGAUCCCUUCUUGAGAGGGAAAAUCGCACCCGAGUGCUUCCGCAAGUUCGCGGAAACAGCAGAGAAAUGUGUGGCAGACCAAGGAACAGAUCGGCCAUCCAUGGGAGACGUUCUGUGGAAUCUAGAAUUCGCUCUGCAGCUGCAGGAAAACGCCGAGGAGGCGCACAAGAAGGGGGUGGGCUCGGGUUUCAUUGGGGAGGGUGACGAUGAGAUAAUGGAGUUCUCUGGCGUUGGGAAGAAGGUGGACGAAGUCGGAGGGUUCGACGGCCUAACAGACACUCAGACCACCGGAGUGAGCCUGGGCGGGCGGAGCCUGGCCAGCGAAGAUUCAGAGGGCCUGACUCCAAGUGCUGUGUUUUCCCAGCUAGUGGAUCCCAAGGGCCGGUGAUCACCAACAUCACAGUGAGAGAGGAACCAUUUCACUCGUUGACCAUCAAAACGUGUAAGCUAUUGGUUUUCUGAUGCUUUCUUUGGAGUAAAUUCUAGAUUUUUCGUAUCUGCUUGUCAUGGUAUAAUACUGAAACCACUCCGCAUGCAUGUUGCGAGCCUGUGACGUUAUGGUUUUUUUUUUAUUUGUUUCUUUGGAGACUGUAUUUAGUCAAUUAAUAUUUAUUUGGACUACUCAACUUUUGUAGAUUAAUUCUGAAAGCAACCCUUUUCAGAUAGUCACUGAUUCAAGUGACAGUUAACUUA
Messenger RNA from Nymphaea colorata (pocket water lily), 3591 nucleotides. RefSeq names its product receptor-like protein kinase FERONIA. The transcript has 2 exons. The coding region runs from base 545 to 3286 and encodes 913 amino acids. Gene Ontology annotation, molecular function: ATP binding; protein kinase activity. The record is from RefSeq and is a predicted model, not a curated record. NCBI's taxonomy places the organism in Eukaryota, Viridiplantae, Streptophyta, Magnoliopsida, Nymphaeales, Nymphaeaceae. Gene Ontology annotation, biological process: protein phosphorylation.